Cladocopium goreaui is the source of this 1326-nucleotide messenger RNA. NCBI's taxonomy places the organism in Eukaryota, Dinophyceae, Suessiales, Symbiodiniaceae. The record is from the annotation of a GenBank genome assembly.
AUGGUCAUGGCCACUCUAGCGAUUCUGAUGCCGCCGUUGCUGGCAAUGGUGUUUUUUCCCACGCCAGAGGAUGAAGGGUUUCUGCCUUCGCUGCCCAAAGACCUCUGGUCCAGAAAAUGUCCCGUCAGGGUUUCCACCCUUGGCAUCUGGGCAAUCAAGAUCAUUAUUCCCUACUACCACGAAGAGUGGUUCCGAAUCCAAAUGACUCUGCGCAGCAUUUUACGCCACACCGACAUGCAACGCAUCGAGGAGAUCCUUUUGGUGUCAGAUGGCAACGACCAGCAGGGCAUUUUCGAACGGGAACUGAAGGCAAUGCACCAGAAAGUACAGGUCAUUGUGAACGAGGAGAACAAAGGGCUGAUCGUCACCAAGAUGGAAACGGCGGCUCGCGCCACUGCUCCUGUGCUGAUGUUCCUGGAGCCCCACGUGGUGGUGACGCCACAGUGGCUGGAGCCGCUGCUUGCGCGACUGGAGGAGGAACCGAAGGCCCUGGUGAUGCCCAGUUUGGAUGUGCUCAACAAGGACCGGUUGGACUGGGCGGACUGGGAGGGUGAUGCCAAAGAAGGUUUAAGUAGUGACAUGACGACCUAUAUGAGGAUGCAGUUCUUGUAUUGGCGUUUCGAAUGGAAUCUGAAUCUCAUUGUGGCUCGGAGAAAGACUGCUAAUGGUUCCCCUUCGAUUUUCGCCUUCGAUCGCCUCGCGCUCGAGGCUGACAAUCCCUUGCGGAAGGACGUUGACACCUCAGCACCAUAUCCGUCACCGGCGACCUCAGGGGGGAUCUAUGCCAUUCGCAAGGAGUGGUGGGAUCACCUCGAAUUUUUCGAUCCCGAGCUGAUUCGUUGGGGCGGUGACCACGUGGAGGCCAGUCACAAGGUGUGGCGCUGUGGGGGUCGCAUUGAGAUCCAUCCCUGCAGCCGUGUGGGGCAUUGGUUCCGCGAAGAGAAGGAUCGACCUUAUACCGUGCAGGUGCCAGACGUGGUCAGAAACUACAAACGGUUGGCAGAAGUGUGGCUGGAUGGGCACCGGAAAUCCUUCUACAAGGUGAAACCAGAAGCCCAAUCGAUGCAUAUUGGGACGCUGAAAGAGAUGAAGGCGGCGCGUGAAAGGCUGAAAUGCCAUGACAUGGACUGGUAUUUGAAGCACGUCGAUGUGGAACUGGCCUGGGAAGAGGAUCACAUUUGCAUCCCCGGGGCUUCGAAGGCGCAGUUUGGCUGCGACUCUGCUGCGGCACCUCAGAGGAGCACCUUGGACAAGGUGAUGUCAACUCAGGAGUUUCGGAAGGCGCAGAAUGCCCUGAGUGCAGACCUCCGGCUUCCACUGCCAUAG